AGACUUGCUGAUACGUGCCAACCAGGAAGUGGAACGAGAUUCAGGUGGUGCACAAGCUGUCCGUUGUUUUUCUGAGAUGUUGAGGCUGUAAAAGAAUAACGGCGGGUAAAGGUGUGCUGCACGUGCUCACCUGCGGAGGUUUGGGGUUGAAAUGGCUUUAGUGCGGAUGAGAAACACACAGGGAGCAAAUGCCACCGAAAUAGAGAAGAAAAUUAAGAGGUGAGUGAAAGACAGUGACUGUGUGCAGUCAGGUGGUCCACUAAAACCGAGCAGACUGAAGGGGGAACCGAACCGAAACCAGGGACACACUGAUGGCAUGGGUGUUUACACUCAGUACCACAAUAAACACUCACUAAACGAGAAAAUACUACAGCAAAAUAUGAUAGUCAAAUAAGUUAACCGAAUGAAUCAAUACAAAUUCUUUUAACUGAAUAUUGUGCAUUUGAACAGUGAAGUCAACAUAUGCAUGAAAUGUAUAUGGGAGUAGAUAACUACUAACAUUAAGUGACAAAUGAUUAUUUUGAGCCUCUUAAUAAGCAUGCUUCAUUGUGACUUGGUGUCUGUUAGUGAAGUUAGAGGAUGAAUUUAGCAGCAUUUUACAAAGAAAGAAAAGAUGUUAUGAAGAAGUUCUAUCAUAAUCAUAAUGAUUUAAUUUCUGAUGACUUACACAAAGUCUUUUACAGAAGCAGCAGGUCCUCAUUGUGGAGGCUGACAUGUUUUCACCACCAUGUUUUCUAUAGUUUACAGAGAAAUUAGGCUAAAUUACAAGAGUUAGUGCUUUUGUUUACGGAGCCUGCUAAUGUUUCUUACUAUGAGGAGGCGCCCUGACAAUAACUAAUUUAUUUCCUUACUCUGACAGAAACUCGACUCAUUAUCCUUAAACUAACUACAAUACUCAGAGUUAACCAGGGAUUAGUCUCAUGGCAUGUCUCAGCUCUCUGCUCAGUCUUUUCAGAGUGUGUCUGUCUUGAGAUAAAAUAUUAGGGACACUUAAACCAGAUGCUCCACAGUCCUCAUUUUAUUACAGACAGCUGGCUGCUCACCGUAAACCAAAUUUACCACUUUAUCACCACUUUAUUCUUACAACGUGAGGACUUUUUUUUGGUAACAAUUUGGCUUUAUUGUUUUGUAAUGAUGAUAAUAAUCUUUGCUCUGCAUUUAGUCAGACGUGCAGGCAAUGCCACUUAGACAAAACACACCCAGAACUACACAAACACAGUUUACAGUUUAUUAUCUUAAGAAUCUGUUUUUUUUAUAAAGGACAGUUUUUUAGCUGAUAUCAGAGCAAAAGUAGAGAGUAACUUAAGUGCUUAUAGAAAUUUAGAGAAAUCAAGAACACAACAUUUGGCUUUCAAAUGUAGAGGAGUAAUGUUUUCUCAACAAUAACACCAAAGUUAAAAACUUUCUCCAGAAUGAAAACAAGUUUUUUUUGUUUUGUUUUCUUUUUUUCAAGAGGCUUGUAUUUGGAGUGUUUCUUGAAAUGAGAAUUAGAAAAGUAAAUCCAGAGGGAUUAUCUGAACUAUUCUUUGUUAAAACAAUCAGUAAAUUUAGUUUAUAAUCUUUUUUCUGUUCCGGGCAGAGGUAACGCUCUGAGGCAGUCGUCAACAUGGAGGGGUUCUCGUGGAUCUGUGGCCUUAUUGCUGGUGGCUCUGUCUGUAUGUUUGGCAGCUGUAGGUCUGUACUUGACCUCUCUGGACGGUGAGAUAACAGAAACUCUGGUCAGUCAGAGUGAGCUGGUGACUCCCAAACCCAGAGUCUUCACCGUCCAGUGUUCCGAAGACUAUGAGAACUAUAAACGCUAUCCGGGUGAGUCUUUGAACAGUACGGGCUCAGGUAGUCACCAAACAAAUACGCCUUUGCUGUGUAAAUAUAACUGAGAUGGGAUGAUGCCAAAUCUACUAAAUUAACACGUUAGACUGUUUUCUAGGAGUCUCAUCAGUGUCAUAGACCCUGAGUCCAGGACUUGUAUGUUCCUUGUUUCUGUAGCUCAGCUCAAUACUUCAGUUUUUAGUUACAGUUCACCAUUUGAAAUUUAAGCUAUAAAUGUUAUCUUCCAAUGCAUUGUGAAAUGGCAAAUUAUCCACUAGAUGGCAGUACAGUACAAGCUUUUAGCCUGAGUGUCAUUUCAUUUAGUUCACAUUUCCUUGAAGUGUACAGAGUAUUUUCAUUAUUCUUUCAUACAUUAAAAGUUCAUUACUGAGUAUUAUGUUAGCUACUUCCACUUGUAUGAGAGGUUGUACUGUGUAGCGCUGUGUUAUUUUUUACUCUCUUUUUAACCCUAAGCUCCGGGAGUCUUGUAGUCAUGUGGGUUAAAAGUCUCAUGAAAAUAUUGCAUGUUAGUGUAAUCAUUGUGUCUGGGGGACUAUUUUUUAGGUGACUUGAUUCAAUACAUGUUCCAGGUUUGAGAAAACUCACAGACUUCUAAUCCUUAUCUUUAAUCCAAAUGCUGAUAAGAAAAAACAUUGUAACUUAUUGUGCCAUCAGCUCUUCUUUUUCAGACCCUGUAAACCUUAGUGAGCCCAGCAGACCAGGUUCUGGAGUCUGGAAUUGAAAUGUUGUCCCAUUCUUGCCCAAUAGAGGAUUUCAGCUGCUCAACAGUUCAGGGUCUCUUGUCCUGUUUUCUGUGCCAUGAUGCUCCAAAUGUUUUAAAUAGGGGACAAGUCAGGACUGCAGACAGACCAGUUUCUCAGCAGGACUCUUCUCCUACAGAGCCACACUGUCGUAAUCCCUGUUGUCAGAAUGUGGUUUGUUAUUGUCUUGCCGAAAUAUGAAGGUCUUCUCUGAAAAAGUCUUUGUCUGGAUGGCAGCAGAUGUUGCUUCUAAACCUGUAGAUAUACACUCACCGGCCACUUUAUUAGGUACACCAUGCUAGUAACGGGUUGGACCCCCUUUUGCCUUCAGAACUGCCUCAAUUCUUCGUGGCAUAGAUUCAACAAGGUGCUGGAAGCAUUCCUCAGAGAGCUUGGUCCAUAUUGACAUGAUGGCAUCACACAGUUGCCGCAGAUUUGUCGGCUGCACAUCCAUGAUGCGAAUCUCCCGUUCCACCACAUCCCAAAGAUGCUCUAUUGGAUUGAGAUCUGGUGACUGUGGAGGCCAUUUGAGUACAGUGAACUCAUUGUCAUGUUCAAGAAACCAGUCUGAGAUGAUUCCAGCUUUAUGACAUGGCGCAUUAUCCUGCUGAAAGUAGCCAUCAGAAGUUGGGUACAUUGUGGUCAUAAAGGGAUGGACAUGGUCAGCAACAAUACUCAGGUAGGCUGUGGCGUUGCAACGAUGCUCAAUUGGGACCAAGGGGCCCAAAGAGUGCCAAGAAAAUAUUCCCCACACCAUGACACCACCACCACCAGCCUGAACCGUUGAUACAAGGCAGGAUGGAUCCAUGCUUUCAUGUUGUUGACGCCAAAUUCUGACCCUACCAUCCGAAUGUCGCAGCAGAAAUCGAGACUCAUCAGACCAGGCAAUGUUUUUCCAAUCUUCUAUUGUCCAAUUUCGAUGAGCUUGUGCAAAUUGUAGCCUCAGUUUCCUGUUCUUAGCUGAAAGGAGUGGCACCCGGUGUGGUCUUCUGCUGCUGUAGCCCAUCUGCCUCAAAGUUCGACGUACUGUGCGUUCAGAGAUGCUCUUCUGCCUACCUUGGUUGUAACGGGUGGUUAUUUGAGUCACUGUUGCCUUUCUAUCAGCUCGAACCAGUCUGGCCAUUCUCCUCUGACCUCUGGCAUCAACAAGGCAUUUCCGCCCACAGAACUGCCGCUCACUGGAUAUUUUUUCUUUUUCAGACCAUUCUCUGUAAACCCUAGAGAUGGUUGUGCGUGAAAAUCCCAGUAGAUCAGCAGUUACUGAAAUACUCAGACCAGCCCUUCUGGCACCAACAACCAUGCCACGUUCAAAGUCACUCAAAUCACCUUUCUUCCCCAUACUGAUGCUCGGUUUGAACUGCAGGAGAUUGUCUUGACCAUGUCUACAUGCCUAAAUGCACUAAGUUGCCGCCAUGUGAUUGGCUGAUUAGAAAUUAAGUGUUAACGAGCAGUUGGACAGGUGUACCUAAUAAAGUGGCCGGUGAGUGUAGUUCAGCAUUAAUGGAGCCUUCACAGAUGUCGAAGAUACCCAUGAAAUGGACUCUGAUGAUCCACAUACCAUCAGGGUAUCACAUACUAACGGUAUGAUGAUAAAUUAGACAGUCCUUAUUCUCUUUAGGGCAGAGGAUGCAGAGGCCAUGAUUUCCAAAAUGUAUGUGAAAUUUUCAAUCAUACAGGACAGGGCCGUUUUCUACUUGGCCGCAUUGUUCAACUAUGAGCUCACACAGUUUCUCACAGAGUGGUGAACCUCUUCCCAUCUUUCUUACUGAGAGACUCAGCCCCUCUAAUGUCCUUUUAAUACCCAGUUAUGUUACCAACCUGUUAGACAUUAACGGCCUUAGUUUAGUUUUGAGUUUUGUUGCCCCUGUCCAAACUUUUCUGAAACUUGUUCCUGCUGUCAAAUUCAAUGAUCAAUAAAAAUCUACAUAAAUAGAUUAAUACUUCAUCGAUCCAUUGCAGGACAAAAAAUAAAUAAAUUUUGGCGAAGUCCCCCAAACACUUAGUACAACACCUGCUGACUGUUUGAUGUAUUUUCAGAUUAAUGGCAAAGUUGGAAACAGAUGUUCAAAAACAAAGAGUUUAAGAUUAAGUCCUGUUGUUUAAAUGACUCAGACACUCCCAUCAGUAAAUUCAUGUGCUGGGUCUAUUUCCCAAAGCUCAAUGUGACAUCUGUGGUUGUUUUAGGAGGUCCAGAGCCAAAAGAGAUAAUCCUUCUCAGUCAAAUAAAAAAGAAGAGUAUCCACAAUCAGGGGGUGUUUGGGGUUUCUACUUAAAAACACCUCGAACAGAAAAUCACUUUUAUAGGUUCUUUAUUUGUGCUUGAAAAACAAAAUGUUUUAGCUCUGAGGGGUGAGUUUAGGUGAGCAGGUGGACAUUCACAGCUUUUAGUGUGCUGGGAAUACUCAGACUAAAUGGAAAUAAAAGUUUCUAUCCAAAUAUUUAUAAACCUAUCAGAAUCUAAGAUCUCCUGUUGUACCCAAAACUCAAGAAAACCUGAAUUGCUAUGGCUAAUCUUUUAUAACAUUUAAGAGACUUUGCUUGGUUCAGAGAUGAAAGCAAAUAAAACGUCUAAGUAAAUGUAUUGGCUGCUAAAAGUUCAAGUUUGGUCUCUGCCGUAUUCAAAAAAGACACAACAGGAGACUCAGGCCUCAGGCGGUAAAUAAUAAUCCUCAGAGGUUGGAGCAAAGCCCUAAAUUUUGUCAUGUUAAUGAGCAAAACUCCAAUGAACUCCUUACCUUGCACUUUGCAUCUAUACUAGCUACUUUCCCUGGCUGCUUUGGGACCUGAGGCUUGUAAGACAAGAGGACACUGCACCAAAUAACAUCUUAUAUUUUCCCAUAUUCAUCCUUACAUAUCUCUCUCCCAGGAUGCACACCUCAGAAGUGUGGCCGUGCAGUCACAGACAGCGUGGUGACGAGGGACGAAGCUGAGGUCCUCCGGAGGUAAACAAGUCCUUUCCCCUGCUUGUUUUAUUUUUUUAUCCACUGUCCUCUGUCUCAGCGGUGCAGCUCCACAGUAUUCAUGCCUUUUGUUGUUGACACACAGGCUUGCUGAAAGAGGGCUGGAGCUGGCUGGAUCGGAGGGAGGCGUGAGUAUACUGUCAACUCAGUCUUUGGGAUUAAUUAGUGGUCACGUGCUAAUAAUACUCUGUGACUCAGGUGAUGUAUCAGCAUAAGACAUUCCCUUCUGCAGAUGUUCUUUUGUGUCCCUGCUUUUGCAUAAUGAGAAUUAUGAUCUCAUGAUUUCAAAAGCAUAACAAAAAUCCAGAAUUAACACGUCAGCGUUAUAAUAUUCAUGUGAGUGCAUAAUGCAAAUGCACUUCCUGAAACUUUCUAAAAUAUUGAGUUAAGAUGUCCUUUAUUAGGCUCUUAUCUCCCCCGUGGUGUCGUUAAAACACACUUUGACAAGCCUGAAUUUGGACAUAUACUGUGAAGAAAGCUGGAAACAUCCCAGGUAUCUUUUCCAGCUCUGACUUUACUCAACCUGACAGGAAAGAUCAUGCCAAAUAAUCCAAGAAUCUGUUUAUCAAUUGGAUUAUUUGACUCAGAGCAAGCCUGUUCACACCAGCAAGGCGGGGUCAGUAUCAUAUGUCCGAUCACGAGACAUGAGCAAGUCUGCUGUCAUAUUAUCACCAUAACUUAUAAACUUAGAGCAAACUAUGAGAUUAGAGAGUUAUUAAGUAGUUGAAUGUAUUGUAUCAGACUAAAAACAAGACAGGCAUGUUCGCAAAAUGAAGGAAUAACUGUCAGAUCAGGUGAAAACCGAGAGAGAGCAAAUGAAGACUCUUUAUGUCACUCUCCUAUCAUUAAUGGCAAUGUGACAAUUAUUAAUUCAAUUAAUGUGAUGAAUCUGACUUAGAGCUACAUGAUACUUACAAAACUUUUUUCUUUUCUUUGCAAUAUAUUGGGUGUAGAUGAUAAUACAGGACUUCCCAACUAGAAUAGAUGAAUGAAGGGAAUUUUAAGUGCCUCAGUAACACAAUCAAACUCUUAAUAAUUUGAAUUAACUUAAGAUGAUAUUUCUAAUAAAGCACUAAAUAAACACUCUGUGUCCAUGGAUAAAGCCCUUAGUGCAUGGUACUGAAGUGGUUGCAAUUGUGCGCUGGCACAAUCUGUUGUAUAAUUGUGGAAAAGUAAAAUUUAGAGCCCUGGGGAUUGAGUGACUGCAUAAAAAAGGUUGCAGUAUUCUGUUUUGGUGCCAUAAACACAUGGUCAAAAAAUGUGUUUUUAAUGGAAGUCUAUUGUCCACAUUUUGAGCUAACAAGGAUGCGUGGCGCUAAAACACAUAGACAGAGCUAUAUGGGCAAUAUGAAGAAGAAUAAGAACUUUGGCCCAGUUUGAAGCCUUAAUCUAUAAAAAUGUGACCAUAAACUUAAAAUUAAGAUGAUAAAAAUGUUUUCAAAAUGGUCAUAGUAGGAACUAAGCGUAAAAAUACACCUCACUUUCUCAAGGAUUUUUCAGGUAUUUGCCACAGCAUCACGCUCAGCAUCAUGGAGCUCCUGCCAUCAUAAGAUCCAAAUCAAUACAAUAUGUUUCAAAGGAAACAAUAUUAUAUGAUAUUAUAUAAUACAGUCCAGUGUGACGUGACACACAGUGAUAAGAUAAGAUAUGAUAAACUUUAUUGUCCCCUUGAGGACCCUUGGGGGGGUAAUUUGUCUUGGACCCUGGCUGCAUUCCCUUCACUAUACUUAUUUUUAAAACACUACUAAAAACAACAAAACCAAACAGAGGCCACCCGGCAAGGAGCCAACGAGCAAGCAAGAAGCUGUGAUGCUCUCCUGCUUUGAUGUAAACACAUACAGAUGGCAUCCUGUCAUGUGGCAUUUUUCUGUGGUAUUGUGAUCUAGAAAUAAUGCAAAUAGUUUAAGACUGAAUCGGCAUAUGAUCACUCCACUCAUGAGUAACCUGCACUGGCAUCUGGAUGCUAACCUGCAGGGAUGAAUAUAAACUCCAGUUGCAAGUUAUUAUCAGCCACAAAUGGAAAACUGACUCAGUGGCACUAGGAGGGAAACUGUCGCUGUCGGCAGAUAGAGGGAGCAUGCUUAGAAAACAUGGAGUCAUAUUUCCUCCCAGAGAUGUCUGAAUGUCCCCGGCAUGCCCUCCCUCCUGCUAUCUGUCCCCAGCUCACCUGGUCAUCUGCAAAUAAAGACCUGUUAAUGGAGUGUUAAGACGCUGAAAUGAAGGGAGGAAAUGCACAGAGGGAGUUUGGGAGAAAGGGCAGAGCUGUGCAGUGUCCCCAAGGAGCUGGAAAGCAAUAACAAGUAAAGGGCAAGGGGAGCUCUAAAAGACCGCCACAGAAGGAGGGAACAUUGCUAUACCUUGUAGCAAUUACUUUGUUAUGUUGGACAUAAGACACUAACAUUUUUUCCUCCAACAGACUUGCCAGUAACUUUAGUUUGUUCUCUUCCAGGCUUCCAUACUUGAUCUGCACUCUGGGGCCUUAUCAAUGGGCAAACAGUUUGUCAACAUCUACAGGUGAGAAAGUGCAUAUCACCUUUUUAAUCUGUUUUUAAUCCAUGCUACCUCUGUGCAGAUGAAAAUGACAUCCUGCAUAAUUUGAAACGUCUGCAGAAAUAUAUCCUCCAAAACUCCUCAUCAAUCUUACUAAUGCUGGUCCUCUUUAGCUGUACUCUACAGGUCCAGUGACCCAUACAGCCCUCAUUCAUCACUGCCAGCAUAACCCAGCUCCAUUUGGAUCAGCUGCCCCUCUCCCCCAGUUUCCCUCUCCAGUACUCCCCCCACCCCAGCCCCCAUUCAAUUUUACCACAGUUAUCUCCCAUUUCCCUCUGGUCCCAGUGGGCAGGUAGCUGACACCUCAGGGACUCUCAGGCAGAUUUUAAUCAGGAAGUGAUGGCAAUAGCACUCACACCGUUCACCCACCACUGGGUCGUUCCUGAUGUGAGGUAGUCAUGAAUUACUAUCUGCUGUGUUUGGUUGACUGGAUGGCACAGCUGUCUGUGAAAUGGUCGACUGUGUCAUGCCUCUUAAGUUAAUUAAUGCUAACAGACCCGCUCUUUCCCCCUCUGCUGUCUCUGUCCUGGUGUUUGUCGGCUCAUGGGUCUCUGAUUGACUUCAUCUGGGUCCUGAUUUGUCUGUCUGCGUGUCUCUGAUUUUGUUACGGUAUGUGGCUGCAGGUAUUUUGGGGAUCAGAUCAGAGAUGUUUUCUCUCAGGAGGAUUUCCAGUUGUACAGGUGACUAUGAAUCCUUAAAUAAAAAUACACUUUCAAAUGUUGCACCAAAAUAAAAUCUGUAACUUUUUAAAACCAUGGAAGCUGAUCAAGUUUUCUGCUUUGAUACUUACUCAGGAUUCCUGCAGAUCCUUAAAAAGUCUUCAAUUCAUUUGUGAGAGGCCAUGAAUUUUGGCACUUUGACUAAUAAAUGUCUGAAUAUUUAAUCAAAUCCACACUUCUUAGUUUAUUUUACAUUCUAAGGUAAUCUAGUACUUAGACCCACCACCUAAAAUUCCUUAUAAGCACAUGUAUAAUACAUUAUUAUUAUGUGCUUCAUAGCAAUCUUUAUUGGUGAUUAUAAGCAUUCAUAGCUUAUUAAAUCAAUGUGUAUGAGUGUUAUAAGCAGUGACCAUGAAGCCUUGUGAAGUUUUGAUGUAUAAUUAAAUAUACUUUGAUAAAAAAACUAACAACAGCGUAUUUUUAAAUUCUGUGCUUCCCAACACAUAAAAAUUCCCACAAGUACAACAAGAAGAACUUCAUUCAUCCCUGAAGGGAAAUUCAAGGCCAUAAUGUCAUCAAGAUUCAUGUAGAAAUCAUUUAAAUCAUCAUCAAACUCCUGUAAUGUAAUCCUUAAUAAUUAGACCCAAAAAGCACGGUUUCAGAAUUAUACAGCAUGUAUUCUCUGUUCUCAUCUGUUCUCUUUUAUUGUAAUCUGAAAGUAAGGGUAUUAUCAGUGAUGGGAAACCAUUCACGAACUUGAAAGUUUGUAAAAGAGCUUUGAAACUUAUGAUUGAUGGUUGAAUGAUUUUAAUAUUUGACAUAAACAAAGUUUUAGUAAGACUUACCUGCACGAGCCAUUACUUUGCUGCUACUCUUAAUUUCUUUGUUAGGGUCUUAAAAAGUCUUAAAUUUGAUUUUAAAGUGUGUAGGAACUCUGCUCAUGGUAUCAUCACUCAAGGGGUAGUGUUAAAUCAAUAAUUUGUAAUAAUCUUGUCAGCCAACAGAAUGAAAGUCUGGAUCUGUUCUCUGCAGUCUUUAUGCUUAUUGUGUUAUUGGCUUUAGCAGACAAACAUGAGGAGAACCAGUAGAAAGGAUAUUAAAUCCUGUCAUGAGGUGUGUGUUUGUUUUAAAUAUCAGCCAUCAGUCAAUAAAAACUAAGCUGCAGAACUUUGUUGAGGAUUCUUCUGAGUGGUGUUGCCCAAAGUGUCCCAAAUCAAAUCAAAAAUAAAACCCCCUCAAGUUAUGUCAGUCAGAUCUGUAGGUCUGAUGUCUUUUGUCUCUUUUUGUGUCUUAGAGACGUACGUGGGCGAAUUCAGGCAGUGAUCGCUGAGACGUUUGAUUUGGACCCAACUCGUAUGUACCUCACCAAGCCGACCUUCUUCUCCAGAAUCAACGGCACCACAGCCAAGACCCAGCAUGACGAGUACUGGCACCCCCACAUAGAUAAGGUAAUGCAAAAAUCCCUCUCAUGGUAUAAUGGGUAGAGAGGCACUGAGCUUUGGGAGGUGAAGGACAGGAGUCUGGGAGUUUUUCUAUCAAAAACGCCAUUUUUGCCGGAUCACCUCCCCAUAAAAGUGUCUGAAGCUGGAAGACAAUGAACACAAGAUAGCCAUUAAGUUUUAGCUUGUAGACAUGGUAUAUCUAAAUGGGCAUUCAUGUUUUAACAGCCGACUGCACUGCUGGGCACAGUUCAACCUGGUAUUUCAGUUCAAAUAGAAGUAUAUUUAGAAAUACAUUAAAGAAACUGUUUACAUGCUUUCUUGUUACAGGGCAAAGCUCUUCUUACUCAACACCAAAAUGAUGACUAAGAUUAUCAUAGUUUCAAAAUUUUCAUGAGUUUUUAUUUUUAUCUAGUUUUGGCUUUUUGUUUUUGUCUACAGUUAUUUUGUAAAGCUGGGAUUUUACUUUAGAUUUUAUUUGCAGAAAAUUUUAGUGUGGUCUUUAUAAGUAUAGGUGUUAGUUUUAGUUAUACUUGUCAGUGGCAAGUCUCCCCCAAAAUUGAACAGUGCGUGGAAAAAAACCCUAAACAUUAUCUUCCUGGGCUGUUUGCCUCGUCAGAGACAAGACUAAUAUUUAAAUUGACUACAGUAUAUGGCCAGUAUUAAAAAACAGAUGCAAUAAUAAAUGUUACCAGUGUGGGGGUUCACAUACUUCAGGCCACCCCAGUACUGUCAGUGCUAAGAUUGAGCCCCCCAGUCAGAAAGGACUAGACAAAACCUUGUAUUUUAGCAACUGAUGGAUGCAUGCUGAACAGAGGGCUCUGUUGAUUGAAUGGAGGAGGCUGAAGUGAAGGGCAGGGGAUGUUUGUUUAUGUAGGGCGUUGCUCUGUCUCUAAUUAAGUCAACUUUGAUUGCCCAACAGCAGUCUGCAGUCAGUAUAAACAAAUGCUAAAUUAAUUUAUCAAGAUCAUCAAAAAGAGGGGAGAUUCUUGAACAGAAUAAGAAUAUCAGUGUCGCUGAAACAGAUUUUCCUUUACCCUCUAUAACAUAGUAUAAAGAUUAGCAUGUUUACACAAAUGACAGUCCGAAUAUAAAUAGUUGGCUAGUGAAUAAUAUUAUUCUCUGUAUGCUAAAUGCUAAGCUAAAGACCUCGAGCAAAUCCAAAUUAUGUUACUUUGAGAAAAGAAAAGGAAAAAAUAUAUAAAAAAGGUUACUGUUGAAGUGUAUCUGAACAUAAAGUUCACAAAGGCUUUUUAAGUUUUUAAGUUGCUCUAGGACCAGUGUAGCAACUAAUUGAAAAAUGCCUCAAAAAGUGGUUUGAUCAAGUUGGAAAAGAACUCACAUUUUAAAAAAGUUUUUUUUUCCUCAAAAAGAAAAAAGCUAUAAAUGGAGAUUAGAUGAGAGGAACUAUGACUGAAAAAGUUUGUGAAUUGCUGCUUGAAUAACACCCCAUCUUUUAGCACAAGUUUGUUUUUUGUUUUUUUAGGCUUUCACAUUUUUGUUUUUGUGGAAGAGUUUAAUGAUUAUGAAGACCACUCUUAGAGUGGUGGUCUCUGUAGUUUCCUUAUCCCUCUGCACUGGUCCUCUGCUGCUGAAACAAAACUACAGUUGUCAAAAGAACUGUUCCCUGAGGGAAACACCCCCAGUAUACCAGCCAUCUACCACAUUUUUCUAAGUUUGAGGGCUGCUCAUCAGUUGUGAUGGGUCUGUGCAGAUUUCAUUUCACUUCAACAAGAGCUCUGUUUUUUUGUCAAUUUAGCCUCUGUUGUCUCUGUUGUUAUUGAGUUCUCCCUUCAGUCAUACGACACAUCCUGUGUUUGCUGAGCCUUAGCCAAAUAUGACUUAAAACUGUCGGCAUUAUAAUGCAGGAAACAGCGCUGCUUUGUUACUGCAAGGUUACCGUCCUCUGAAGCUAAAAGAAAUCAAAAAAAGGUCAGACUCAAUCCAAAUGUGCUCAUUCAACCUGUAAAAGCAGCACCAGGAGAGCAUCAAAGGAGUUGAACUUUUCUCUCAAAUUUCUCUGUUUUAUUCUUGACACAGCUGUUCUAAGUUCUUAGAUUUUUAUUUUAUCCCACAUAUCCAAAACAGUUGGAGCCUUUUCCCCUACAUUUCUUAGUAUCAAAAGUGCAGAGGCUUUUACAAAACACAACUACUGUCAGUUUUUUUAACCCAGGGGAGAAAAGAUAGAGGGUGAUGACGGUCAUCAGAAGUAGAGAGUGAAUAAGAAAGAGAACAGUCAUUUAUCAUACAAACUAACAGGAAUUUCUUGAAUAGAGAGUAUGAAAUGUUUUGAUAAAACUUUGGAUUCGAGAAAACCCGUAAACCGUGUAUUUAUGACUUAUCAUGGUAUUAUCAUGUCCAAACCACAUUGCCUAUCAACAGGCGUUCCUCAAGGGUCAGUGUUUGGUCCCCUACUUUUCUCUUUAUACACCACCUUACUCAGUACUAUUAUCAAAUCUCCAAUCUUCCUUUCAUUCCCACCAGAUGACAAAACAUCUGGUCAGGCCUCAGUGAUGAAAUUUGUGUGGAUGAAGGAGCGCCAUCAGCUCAACCUGUGCAAAACUAAGCUUCUUGGCAUUCAAGCCAGUCCCUCCCUACAUCCACAGAUCAGGAUCCAACUUGGAUCAAAUGAACUUACUGUACGCCCACAAAAUCUGCUCAGAAUCUGGUUGUCAGGAUUGAUGACUGGCUGACAAUUGAAGUUCAUUUGCUCUUUAUAACAUAUAAAGGGUCAGACCCUACCUGACAGAGCACACAACAACACAACACGGCUCCUGGCAGAGGCUUUUGUAAUAUCAUGCAUUGACUCCUCUUUACUUGCAGGCCUCCCUGCAUGCCCAGUCAAACCUCUGCAGUUUGUCUGGUUUUCAACUGACCCAAAACAGCUCAUCUCUUUCCACUGGCUUCCAGCAGCAGCCCUCAUCAAAUAUAACACCUACUUCUUGCCUACAAUACUGCAACAAAAUCAUCUCCAGUCUUUCUGCAGUCCCUCAUGCAGGUCUACACUCGCUGCCCAUGAAACACGCUCCCAACACCAGAAGGCCUUAAGUCACCAGUCAGACUCUUCUUUGUUGCCUCUCUCUUUACCUUUAAGGAAAAGCUCCAGACUCAGAUCUUUAGAGAACACCGGAGCACUUAAGCUCAGCUCCUCUCUAUAGUUCACAGGGGUAGAAUGAUUGAAACAAUCAUUUUAAUAUAAACAGCUCCUCUCUACAUCUGAGACACUUUUGACCAAGCUGUUUUGGGACAAUGCAGCACUAGGCAGUUUGCUGCUUGAGAUGAUGAUGAUGAUGAGGAUGAUGAUACAAUGAAACUAAACAAGCUCUGAGCUUUCAUGAAGGUGUUGAUUGAUAAACAGCUUCAGGUUUCAGGAACAGCUGAGACUCAAAUUCAGCUUGUACUGGCCAUUGUAUACAAAGUUGUCAUUGGUAAAGUGGCGAACACAAACAGCUACAAUGCUGUGACUUUCCUGUACAGCCUAAACAACGCUCUGAGAAAUGUACUGAGACACACUCAGGAGAAGGAGUCAAGUGAAGCAGACUUCCCAGCUGCCAGGUGGGCAUGUCUUUUACAUGGCUGCUGGGUGAGCUUGUCCUUUAUCCUGAUUGACAACUUGAUGUCAGGUUAUGGCCAAGUCUUGAAACAAACUGUGCAAGAAACCUGGAAAAAACAUCAGGGACUCAUGUUCCCAUUUGUAUGUCUCAUACGUUUUAAGUGUUAUGGGCAUGUGGGCAGCAUUAUUCGUCUCCUUGUCCGUCACUGUCUCACCAGAAGGCUGAUCAGAAACUUUGACAUAUCUGGUGACACAACCAACAUUCCCAAAUGUUCCUUUUUUAAAGAUUGAACUGCGGGGCUUUAACCUUUUUUUUUAUUGGCAACACUUAAACCAGUGUUAAGCCUCUGUGCCAGCAGUGAUCUGUAGUCCUCUGUUUCUAAAUGAGAAAAAAACACAGAAGUACACCCAGCUGUACAUACACACUUUGCUUGUGGUAUAUGUUGAAAUAUAUGGUGCAUUUGCUGUUGCUACAAAGUGAUAUUUGUUGCCUCAUUACCGUCUGUUUACCCUUGACAGCUGGAAAAAUGUGGCCUGAAAGGACCCUUGUUUCCUUCCCAUCUGUCUCAACUGCCAUUUGGGGGAUAAUUGGCGAAUCCAACUCUCAUUUAAAUGUAAAUGGCCCCUGAAGUCUUUGGUGCUGAAUUUAUUCCCCACCUAUCAUGUUGCUGAUAAGAUGUCACCGCACCAGUUGUCGUACGAGCAUGGAAAGUGGUGUUGAUCGUAUUUUGAUAGAGACAAACCUGCCAACAUGAUGAAAUGCAAAUACCAAAUGACUCUGGUCAUCUUGUCGUGUUAAAGCUAGAAUAUACACUGCCUUCAUGAAAAAGUGAUCAGAUCUUUCUCCAGUGUAACCUUCUUGAUGUAGAAUUAAACUGAAGGCUCAUUUAAGGGUCAAUUGAUCCAAACCACACCAAAAAUAUUUUCUUUUGAUAUUCAACCCUAAUUUCACAAGAAAUGGAACAUUGAGUUAAAUUAAAAUAAAUUUAAAAUAGAUUGUUUUGUACCAUGAGCUCUUCUUUUUACCAAUACUCAAUAAAAGUUAGUGAAUCCAGCAGACCAGACCAGACCAGUUUCUGGAAUCUCGAAUGGGAAAUGUUGUCCUUGUCUUGGCUGAUAGAGAACAAGAACUCCUAUGAUCCUCAUACCAUCAGGGGUGCUGGCUUUGGACUGGGAGCUGACAGCAGGUUGGGCAGUCACUCUCCUUUUUAAGUCGAGGUCAUGGUGUCCAUGAUUUUCAAAAAGAAUAUCCACCAGUUGCCAUGUUACAGGACUUUUUUUUCUUCUUCACCCCAGUCCAUCUGAAAUGGGCCCAGGUCCAGAGAAGUCUCUGGUGGUGUCCUUGGAUUAUGAUUCUGUCUGGUUUCUUCUUUGCAUGGUUCAGUUUGAACCUCAUUUGUGGAUACAGUGAUGAACUGUGUUCACAGACAACCAUUUCUGGGAAUGAUUUUGAGCCUGUCCAGUGAUUUCUACUACAGAGUCCUGUCUGUUUUUCAUUCAAUGCUGCCUAAAGAUUUGACCUCAUGGUUUGAAGCUUUUACUGUUAUUGUUAACCCCCAUACUAGUAUUGGACUCCUUGGUUUUCAGUCUCUUAAUUUUCCCCUCUCAGAAAGUAUGGCACGCUCUGAACUGUGAAAAAUAGAUUAAAAUCCAAAAAUGUAAUUCAACAAAAAUGCUUAGGUUACCUAGUUGUCUCUCUGCCACUGACAAACAAAGCUGUUGAAAUGAUCACAUUGUUCACUGGAGGUAGGGCUGGACGAUAUGGGAAAAAGUUUAUCAUGAUAUAUUUUUUCAUAUCAGUCAAUAUCUAUAUUUAUCACGAUAUAAAAAAUGAAAUUUAAGGGUGCUUAUUGGUAGCAUGUCUUUUGCAAUACAACAAGUUUCUGCAUCUGUGAGGUCUCUGUGUCUCUUUGACAUUUUGUCAUAAGGCGUUGCGCUAGAGAAAGUGGACUUAAUGGUUGUCUGAUUAGCUGCACAGGCGCCAUGGGCGUCUUGCUCUGGUCGGGGUUUGUAACCUUUUGCAUUGCGGUGCUCUGCUGCAUGGCACUGCUUCAGGUGGUGAAAAAGAUUUGAGGUAUACCCCGACUUUACGAGAACAUGUACUCGACAUAAUGUGCAGUGCACAUUACUCUGCUUCAUGUCAGACCUCAAAAAAACAAAAUACAUCCACAUCACUGACAUUUUUGUGCCAGUGUUGUCGACGAUGUCUCAUCUGUUGAGCCUUCAUCUGCAUUUUUGCUGGGGGGCAGCACUCUUUUUUUUUUUUUUCUCACCAACAGCGCUGUCAGCUUCACUUGUUAAAGUGGUAUGGUUGUAGCUGCAGCCGUAGCCAUAGCCUGCUACUUGUACGAAGUUGUUUGCUACUAGGUUUAUAUUCAGCAUAUGAUUGGUCAAGGGUGAAGCGGACCCAAAGCAACUCCCCUUUUUAUUGGCUAUUUGUUUAGUCUACCAAUACAUGGCAAAAGACUGACUAUUGAAAAGCAUAUUGAUCAUGUUUUAUAUUGAUAUUGAGGGAAAUUAAUUUUCGAUAUAUAUCGUUAUCGUUUAUCGCCCAGCCCUAACUGGAGGCUAGUCAAUCAGCUCUGAACUCAUGCUCGCUGGUUGUUAUUGUAGUUUCUCUGCUCACCAUUUUUUACUCUGAAGAUCAGACAUGACUCCUGUUUGCUGUCUCUCUAUGUGAAUCAUAUUCCAGUUAUUCCACAAGUUUACAGUUAUCUUGUAUGUUGUCAACAAAUGAUAAGAGCCUCUCAGUGUCAGUGGAAAGUCUAUUUCUGGUAAGAGGCGAUGUAGCAGGGAGAGAUGUCAUCUCUUAGGACAGGUGUUGGAAUAUAUUGCUGCGUCUCCACCAAGUGGUUUAGUUCACUUUUGUACAGUAUGCACUGCAGUUAUUUGUGUUUUCAACUGACCCUUACCUUUCUAUUUUGUUGGCAUCCUUUUGAUGGUGCAUCAAGCAUAAUAAUCAGACCUGUAACUAAAAUGAUUAAGGAAGAGAGGGAGGAAAGAUCAUACCAAAUUGUAUCUCUCCACAUUUAAUUUUCUCUGAUCAGUAAAAUAAUCUAUCCUAAUGCAGAAUGAUUCUGUUUUUUAUACCUUUUUAUUCAUACAGCUUUUGGGAGAAGGAUGAAGCUUAAUUCAAAAACCGGAUGAGCAGAAAGAGGGGUGCCAAGUUCGAGUUUUUGCAAAUUUAGAUAACUUGUCUGCAGCCAACAUGUUUUUUUGAAAAAAAUCUUUUCUUCCGUAGGAAAAGUUCACCAUCGGGUUGAAUAAAGAGCUGUGAAAGUCCUGGACACACAUUUCAACAUUUCGUGAAAACAAGGGGUUCACUUCUUACGCCUGGUUCACACAGGAAGCGCCGCGCACCGAGUUUCGGAUAGGCGCCCGUGUUAACCUAUGUGACUGUUCACACAGCGCGUGCGGGGGAGCGCCGCGCGCGGAACGGCUCGCUUCUCUCUAUUUUUUGCGCAAGACGCGCGCACUGCAAGCGCUAAUUGUAAAGCUGGACAGAGCAGAUCGGACCAGACAGGAAGUCGGGAACAGGAGAUGCGAGAGAAUCCGGUCAAUUUUCAAAAUAAAAUAAAAUUCAAUAAAUUAGACAAAAAGGAUUUACGGUGUUGCUUGCCGGUCUAUUUUUUCCUGAUGAACACGCAUGCAUGCACACAUACACACGGAGGGAGAGCUGCAGAGAUUCAGUGAUGUUAUUGAGACAAAGGAGGGGUGCUUUGGUACGAUAGAGUCAAUAGCUUUGAGCUAACAAGGCUACACAUACAAUGGAGUUUACAAACUCCCCAAUUCAUUCGUUGUUUACCCCUAUAUAAUAAUUUAAAACAAUACUUGAAGAUGCUGCCAAUAUUUAAUUUAUGUAUGACGUAAUAAAAACGUAAGCAAAUAUUGAUUUACCCAUGUUUAAAGCGCUCGUAAGUGUGGAAAACUGAGGGCAGACGAAAACAGCCGAGCACUGCUGGGCUCAGUCGAUGUCUGACCGGCGCGUCAGAGCGCAGCAGAAAACGCUUUAUGUGUGAACAGCCAAGCAUCGCCGUCCGGUGUGAACCAGGUGUUAGAGAAAUUGAUCUUGCAUUUGCAAAAUGAUGCCAUAGUAUAUUUUUUCAUGCUUUUAAACUUAAACUUCGUUAACUAAGAGCAAAUGCAGCCCUCACUUUAUUAUUGUACUUAAUUAUUGUAAGCACUGCUCACACAAGGGGUAUAACACUCUAAAAUCAAGAUGUUUUGAGGCUGUCACACAAGCUCAAGGUAAGGUAGUGUCUGCUGUGAAAAUGUAAGCUAGAUCAGUGUAUAAAGUUAAAACUAUACUGAGCCAAACCAGACUGCUUGGUGGAAACGCAUCAUAAAUAGAUUAACUGUUGUGUAACAGAGGCUAGUGAAAGUUUUUACAGUUUGACAUAUUGUUACCCUUUAUUCUGCAACGACAGACUCUGCUGUUUCAUGUCUGCUCCCACUGUAAUGUAGCUCUUCAGCUGCUAAAAUACAGUUUGAACUCAGGAAGCUCUCAGAGGUCGAAGCGUCUCUCAUUAAUGCUGUUUUGACUCGUGCAGCACAAACAGCCCACAGCUCAUUUUGCAUGAAGGGAUUUCCUCCCCAAUUUGAGGCGGGGCUCCAGAUUACAAUCUAGCCUUAAAACCAUUACAUUAUAUCCAUUACAUUAGUAGUUGCCCCAGUGUGAAUAACAAGUAUGCCCUCAUCACCUGAAAUAAAUCACACCCAAAAGGCUUGCAAGGUGAGCUGUUCAAGGUGACAAGUGAGAGGGAACGACUAAGACUGGUUCAUUUGGCUUCAGAUCAUUUUGUAACUCUUUCCAAGUUUAGGAAGCAGCAAACUUAAAUGUCUUUUCAUCUAUCUCAGUUCACAGGAAGAAAAGGUCCUGGGAUCCCAGAGUGUAAAUCCCUGUACCCUUCUGUUUGAUGUAGUUUAGAUGUACUGAAAGAAGAGGACUUCAGAUAGUCUUGUAAAUAGUCUACACAUGGAGAGCGAAGACCAACCAACAUGUUCAUACUGCAUAGAAGGAUGAGUCAGGGCUUUUAGAUUAGAGAUGAACCCCAGUUCUCUGUGAUACUCAGUGUCUAGGCCAUACAAAGUCUGAGAAGAGGUGUGAAUGUAUAACACAUCACCAUACUCCAGCACAGACACAAAAGAGGCACUAUGACUGCAAACUUAAUCAGUGUACCCUGAGGAGGAUUGAACAGAGGUUUGAGGUUUGGAGAGAGCGUGACUUUUGCUUUUAGUGGGUUUAAGAUGAGUUUUAAAUUGUAAAAAUUCUGUUGAAGGCAAGCUGUAACUCUGAGCUUUGUCUAUUGUAAACACAGAGCAGUACAUCACACUUUCAUCUACAUAAAAAAAAAGUUUUCACUUUGAUCAAAAUCAGUUAUAUAAGGAAUAAAAACCUGUGGUCCCAACACCAAUGCUUAGGGAGCUCCUAAUUUUACUGCUAUUGGGCUAGAGGUGCAGCCUUAUACACACGCUCAGUGCGUUUACAUGACACUCGAGAAAACCGUUUUGCUGCCUUACUCCGAUUAAGACCAGACAACUGAAGUGCAUGUAAAAACCUUAAUCUGACCAUAAACGGAGUUUAAGAACUCCGACUCCAGUCGGAGAACUGAUUAAGACACCUAGAUAAUGUGAUUGGAAUUCGAUUUUCUCUACCAUGUAACCAGCUUAGUCGAGGUAUGAUUGGACAAUACAUGUGCGCGUCCGCCACGCCCCUGUACCUCAGGAACAAAAACACCAGAGAAGAGGAGUAGCGUGCGUCUCAUCUGCAGAAAAAGUAGCAUGUACAUCAUGUACGACAAAAACAACGGCAUAUGAUGCUCCAUAUUCUUGCCGAAAAUGCCCAGCAGCAGUUGUAGCCACUUCUGAUGUCUGGCACAGACCUGCUGUUGUUGUUGACAGUUGUAUGGGGUUGGAAAGAGCGCCACUGAAAACACCCAUAUCCCAUAUGGGGAGGAGGACACAUUUACAUCAAUAAUUCAAUCUUCUCAGCUGCAUGUAUACGCAGACGAGGAGAGAAAUCCAAUUCGGCAAAAAAGUUCUUUAAGUGGUUUUAGUAGGAAUAGUAAAUAGUCCACACACUGUAGAAAUAUGUGCACUAUUUGCAAGAACUAUAUUACUGACAAUUUAAGUCAGCUGAUCUAAAAUCAAUCAUAGAAGUUUGUGUCAAACAGGUGUAGGGUCAACAUCAGUGUUCAAAAAAAGAUGACAAAGGCCAGACAGAUGUAUUCAUAGCUGCAGCAGCUUGAGUUUGGGCAUUUCCAGGGCAGGAACCUCACAGACGGGGAUCUCAAGGACUCCAAGAAAGAUCUGUUUUACAGACUUUAAUGUGACACGAGGAUUUUAAAGUGAGUGACAUGCAGACAGAUACUGGAGAUAGAGGGAGGGACAGGGACUCAAUGUGCCAGCUCCCCUGGCAGUUUAGAGUGUACAGCAGCAAAACUAAGAGCUGGUUCAAAUUUUACCAAUGACUGAUCACUUAAGAGACAGUGUGCAAAGGUUUGCUGAAGUUUUUUUGAAAGACUGACUGCUCUUAAGAAAUAGAAAUGGUCUGUAAUUUCCUUUUAAGUAUCAAAAGAAGAGAAGUUUGAGUGCUAAAAAAAGCUUGUAUUUUCAUCACAGCUCAAACAAUUGCCUUCUGAGCUCAAUCUGACCAUAGUUCAGAAUUUUGAGGUGGCCAUUCAGAAUUAAAGGGCCUGGGGGGGGUUGUCAACCUCAGCUCCUCCUCUGGGCACACCUCUACCUGACAGAGUUUGUUGUUGUUACAUAGACAGUUAUUUAAAAGCAGAUUCUCUUCUCUCUUGCUGUGUGUCAGGUAACUUACGGCUCCUUUGACUACACCUCCCUCCUCUACCUGUCUGACUACGGCUCUGACUUCACUGGAGGACGCUUCGUCUUCAUGGACCAAAAUGAAAACCGCACAGUGGAGCCACGGGCAGGUAGCUGUGAACUAUCAAAAACUUAAUCUGCCUAAAGUGAUGUUUAUUGGAGCCUUAACAGCUUAAGUUUUGAUUUACUUCAUCCUGCCCUACAGCAGGUUAGGCCUCACUAUCUGUGCUAAUACCUGGUAACUCCUGGCUUUGUCUAUAAAAGCCCAUUAAUCCACUUUCAAGUGGAGGGAGAUAAAAAAAGAUUCCUUUUUCAUAGCCUUGCUUGGAUUAUAAUUGCUGCACUCGGCUGCAUUAGGGGAACCUGCAGAUGCUUUAAAACAUGUAGAGGAGCAGGUGUAAUCCUGUCUAAGUAAAUCAUUAGCACUGAAGAGUGCUGCACCAGGGGGAAUUAGCCUUCACCUUGAAAAAGUUCCCUGGAGUGAAAAGAGAACAGUAUAAUGAUCCUGCAUGAAUUAUUGCUGUAUGUGUUUUAAUAUUCCAUACACAGACCAUAAAGGAAAUCAGAGAGAGGCUUGAAAUGAAAUGGAUUUUAUAUUUAUGGUCUAUAGGGGAAUGUCUAAUCCAACACAGAUUACAGUCUUUUGGGAUAUUGUGUGACUUCAAAGGAAACUGAGGAGGAUAAAAACAACAAAACUGGAUAGGUGCUCUGGAGAUUAAGUGAAAAUUCAGAAAGGAUCUGAGCUGGCCAUUGUGAGCUGGGCCAGGUAAAUUUCUGCAUUUCAUUCCUUUUUGCUCAGUUAAUUCUGCUGUUUUAACUCAACUCACCUUUCAUCAAGGCACACUCACACACACACACACACACACACACACACACACACACACACACACACACACACACACACACACACACACACACACACACACCUUUGCAGUGCCUCAUAUUUAAAAAGGAGGAUUCAGUGCUCAUGUUUAAUUAAAGAGGUUUUCUAAAAGUAUACAUGAGGGUUUGUGUUUAGGCUUUUCAAGGCAACAUGGUUAUAAAGGCCUUCCAGUCCUGCAAACUGAAACAUCUUUCGAUUUAAUUUAACCAGCUGAGUUUUAUUUAUAUGUCAUGUGUAAAAAUAUGAUUUUAUCAGUAAAAGCAAAUCCUGUGGUUUUAUUUAGUACAUUGCAGAAUAGUUUUUGGGGCCAGGGAUGAGAAAAAACAGUGUGAGAAGAAAAUAGUCUCAACGAGAUCAGCCCCUGUGAGUUAUCUUUGAUGGGAUAACCCACAUAAAAAGCUUUGUUUUUUUCGAUAACUUAAUCAAUAAAUAAAAUGACGCUUUUCAAGAAAAGAUAACUUGAAGAACAAAGUUGACUAACAAUAUAGUGAAAAUGAUUCGAGAAAAGCUAGACAUUUUUAUGUUUUGAAUCACUGAUUAUUUAACUUUAUUUAUGACAGGAAGUCAUCUUCUCCUUUUUUGUUGUAAAAAUUACUUUUAACCCUUCAAGCUUAAAAUACAUGAUUAUAUCUGAUUUUAUCAAAUAUCUUAUAUAAAAUUAUCAGCCUGCACUCAUUAUCAGCUUAAAAACAAUACUUCAACUGCAAGUAGCUGCUCUCCUCCUCCUCCUCCUGCUCCUCUACCUCUCUUCUUCCCUCCAUCUCCCACUCCUCUUUCUCCUGAACUUUGUUGUGCACCGAUCUGAACUCAUGUUGAUGAAGGUAAAGUGAAAGCUGUCUGAGGGGAGGGGCGGAGCUCACUCUACCUUGAAAGAAGGGGGGGUAUUACCAUAAAAGGCAAAAUGAGCCAGUACAACAUUGUUCAGUCUUAAUUAAGAUACUUUUACUGAAUGUUUGGUGCCCCAGCUGUAAAAUGAAAUGGAAACUAUGUUGAUGACCUUGCUCUGUCUCAUGACUCAAAGACUUCAGGGUUGUUUCACCCAGUCAAAGAACCUUCUUAACUGAAGAGGAGUAGCUGAAUAGCCCAUGUGUCUUUUUGCUGGGAUGCAGUGAGUUGUAGUCAUAUGAUUGGCUGAUCAGAUAACAGGUGUACCCAGUAAAUUCACCACUCAGUGUUUUUGCAUCUCCUCUAUUUUCUGCUUUGCCUUAUCACUGGCUUCUGUCAGGGUGUUGCACUGAUAACAGUGAAAGCUUAAGAACCUGAUCAAUAUGGAAAGCAUCAUUAAAAGAGUUCCUGACAGCUCUACUUCCAUGUCUGACAGCAAACAAGCCCCUGCCAACUCUGCUCACCUUGUCCCUUUUUUCACCUCCUCGUCUUGACACUCUCCAACCUCUUCAUCUCACUUAUUGUCCAUCAUCUCCCUCCCUGUAAUUUAACUCUUGUUCCACUUUAAUCAAAAGCCAUUCAAAAAAGAAGCUUUUCUCUCUCUUGUUCUGGGCUUUGAUUUUUCACUUUUACUCCUGUCUUCCUUUUUCAUUCAUCCUGUCUCUGAAACUUCCAUGUCAUCAGUCAGACGAGAGCCGCUCAGUGAGUGACAGUCAAGCAUUGUUAGCUACUGACAGUGUCCUGUGAUGAGAUGGAGAGAGACGUUGACUGAAGGUCAUAUGGUAAUAAGGAGUGAACGCUGCUGCUGCUGCUGUCUGCCUCGUCUCCAGUGACAGGCUUUGGUGCUCAGCGCAGACAUCCUGCAUCAAUGAAGUAAGAAUCAGACAACAGAGAGGACGGUGACAGUGUGAUAUUAAAGCCAGUGAAACCUGCUUAGUGAAAAACAAGAAGAGGAAGAGAUGGGAGAAGACACAAGUGGGUCAACUGCUCCCCCAUCCUUAUUGAUAGAUUUCGAACUCUCAAUGAAGUUGUCACAUGCUCAGAAAUCUGAAUGCACUAAACAUGCCAAAUCCAAAGAUAACCACUGUGAUUACGCCUAUCUGCUAAGAGCUGGGCGUUGUUCAAUCUUUAUACCAUUAAACCUCCCCCAUGUUGAAAGUGCUACUCAGUAUGUAAGCACUCAGUAAACACUGAGUUAUUGAGUUAGUUUGGCUGAUAGAGAACUUUUAAAAUACAUGUAUUCACAUUACUCUGACUGAAAUAGCACUAAAUGGACUGCUUAUAAUUGGACCAACACACCUAGGUUAUGUGGAUGGGGAUUUUCUCUUGCAUACAGUGUUUACUUGUUUUUGAGGUAUUAGGUCUGAACAGAGUUUAUAGCUGUUGGUCUCACAAUGCAAGUGGAUUUGACAGUUGUAAAGUUGGUAUGUUGUAUCAUUGGAUCUUUUGGAGCCAGUAUUGUCAGCACAGUGAUUUUUAAAUUGUUCAUCAGUGUUUUGGACCGCUCCUAUCUCUGUCCACCAUGAUCACCUUGGUUGUCACUUUCACUGACUGCAUCUUGCAGUAGUCAUAUCAUUGCCAAUGGCUCUAAUUCGUUGGAGCUGGUUCUGAUCCACUUUUUGACUUAGAGGAGAUGCCUGUUUUAUUCAUUCAUAUAGUUUGCAUUCUGUUGACAUCAUAUUAAAACAGUAACAACAAAAAUUCCUCUGAUUUGAAGCACACUGGACUUUACUUCACAUACUAUCCUGUCUAAAAAAUGUGUUUUUGUAAUACUUUGACAUGAGAAUGUUGUCUGAAAGAGAUAAGUGAGAGAUGUUAGAUAGAUGAGUGAGAGCAAAAGAGUGUGCCAUUACUCUCAGAAGUGAAAAAUCUUUAUUCAGACUUCUGUCCUAAAUCGACACAGUGAAGCAGGAACUUUGAACAAGGUUACAAACUGCAGACUUUGUUGAAAGAGGCACUGUCAUACUAACAGCUCCAACAUGUGCUGAGAUAUGUAAUCCGCCACAGCUUUGCAUGUGGCCCUUUUCUUUUUUGACACAGCACUCAGGAGCAUCCUCACAGCAGUCAGCGGCUUAAUAAUCCUGGGACAGGUACUUAAGUUUCAAGUGUUUCCAUCUCUCACUGUCACAAUUUUCAUGCAAAUCUUGCACAGCCUGAUGGAGAUUCACUGGCUCUCCACUGUCAUUUGGUUGGAAAUUGAAAUGCUGCCAAAUGCAGGAGUCCUAUUUCCCUUUAAGACCAACUUACUUUGUUGGUGGUGCUCCAUGUUUUCUUUUUUUUUUUUUUCCUCCCUCCUGACUUGCAGCUGUCACAUCACAACGACUUAGUCCAUGUGAAGCAAUAUCAUGCAACCAGAGAUCAACUAAAAUCACAACCACUCAGACGGAAAAAGCACCUUCUACUAUUUUUGAGUACCAUGCAACAGCUAGUUGGCAUACCUGCCUUACUUGUCUGUAAUUAUCACCCAGAGAGAUGGAAAAAAACUUGUUCCUAAUGUUUCAGUGGCCCACAUCAUUUAUUGUCUCUGCUGAAACAUGACACAUUUUUAUACAAAAACUCACUGCCAACCGCAAGUGGGGUAAGUUAUUGAGAGGUUUUGUCUUGUUGGGAGUCUGACCCUGAUAUCUAGAUGAAUAAUUACUAUGCUGAGAUAACAACAGCUCUUUAAGGCAACUGUGACAAACAAGGUGUAAUUAAAGCUCCAGGUGGACAAUCGGGACUGAGCUACAGAGAGAAAGAAGUUGAGAUUGUGAUGAUGACUGUCAGCUUUAUUGAGAUAGGUGUAAAAAGUAAGAGGGGAAAAUUACAAAAGAAAUGUAGAACUGACCUGACGGAUAUGCUGAAUGUGAAAGCGUCCCAUUUUUUAGUGAGAGGAGAGAGACAGUUUGGAGGAUGGGCAAACACAGGAAAUGCCUAAAGACAGGUAAAGAGCAGAUAAGUGAUGAUGAGAUUAGAUGUCUGGCUUUUAGAAAAGCAGAUACAAACCAAGAAAAGGAAGGUCAAAUUGAAAAAAAAGGUAUGGCUGCCAGUCUGGGGUUCGCCUACCAGCUCAAUCAACCUCAAGGGAAUCAGAUAACCUCUGUUGGACAGCUGCUCUGAAACCAGCAGCCUGACCUUGGUGACUGGACCUCUGCAGAAAUCCAGAAACUAAAGACCACGAAAAUGUUUGGAUGGUUUCCUCCAACAUAUCAGGGUUUGUUUCAUGUUUAAGUGGAUGUUAUGUGUGCAUGGGUUCUACAGGGUUGCAGCUAAGGUUGUUUUCACAUAAGUAAGAGAGAGGGAACUUACAGGGGGGAAGAAAUAGAAACACGUUUGGUCAGAACAUCCAUCCAAGAUGUUCUUCUCAUCCUCAUCAAUCUUUAUUGAUGUGGCAUCAUCUCAAAACAAGUUUUAUCCCAAGAUGCUUUACAAAAAAACUAGUCGAGACCACACUCUGUUUACUAAGACUCUCUGUAAAGAUGUAUUACAAAGAGCCCCUUCCUGUAAGAUCAGACCUACUCUGAUCCAUCUCAGCUACAUGAGUAAAACACUUUACAGAAUUAAAGUCAGUGUCAUGGGAUUUCUUUUAAGAGACACUACUUAAGCACAUAGAACAAGAUAAGCAAAGACUUCUUUGUCUUUGCAGGGGACACCAAAACCAAAUGUUUCUCACAGGAGCUUUAAAAUAACAUAAAAUAAGAAAGCAUCAUCCAUAUUUUGGGGGUAUUUUUGUGCAUUCCAGUGGUUUUUGGACUGAUUUAGGUCUGGAAACUAUCAGCUACAUCUGGUAGCACUGCCCAGCAUAAGUCAUUGCUCCAGGUCGCUUUUGUAAAAGAGAUUUUAUAUCUCAAUAAGCCUCACCUGUUAAAAUAAAGGUUAAAUUGCUGUGGUCCAGGCUGCAGAUCUGGAUCCCUAUAGUCUGGCAAAAACCCACACUUCAGACUCUACAUCCAAGCUGUCUACUCUAUAUGGGCAUUUGCAGUUCCCUGACAGUCACUGAGCUAACCUGUGUUGACAUAAUUUUGUGUGUGUGGCGGCACAUGAGCCCAUUGCGUUCCUCAAAGGUCACAGACUUUAUUAAUUUGCACUCAGACAUGUUUUUAUAUGUUGAAUAGUUAAUAACUGAUAUUAAAUAAAGGUUGUUUGUACAAAUUUCUUCCUGCCACAGAGGAAACCCAAAUAAACCCUCCAUUUUUUUUUUAGACACUUCCUGUGAUUGUGGAAAGACAGGUUUGCCUUAAGGAGAAACAUAGAUACUUUUUUGUUGGUACACAUUCGUUCAACUCUUUGUUGUGCAGAACCUCCACAGAGGCUGAGUUUAUGAUGUUUUUAAUAAGUUAAAUUUAUAAAAACGAAGACAUGGCUGCUUAGUAAAACACUAAAAGGCUUUAAAGUCAAUUUAUUAAACAAGUACCUGAAAGCAGUGGUCACCUCUUUUGACCUCAGUACUGCUGAAGCAAUGGGAAUCAACCAAAAAAAACAGAAACCUGUCAUUAUUAUUAGAAGAAUUUUAAACUGUACAAAUUCAAAUUCAGCUCUCCACACCUUUAGCUAACAAAACAAUCAAUCAUUCUUUGGCAACCGAUUGUAAAAAAUAUAUGCUCUGCCCUCCACUGUAGAUGACGGACUGUGGUCUCAUUAAAGUCUAAUGUCAUUUUUAGUGUCAAGUGUCAGACAAGUUAAUAAUGACUUUGAUAUUCCCCGAAGACAGUGAUUGAUAGUCAUCAUACUGCAUUUCCAUUUGAUUUCUAUAAUUGGCUGUUAAAGCUUUUACUACCUUGUCAAACAAGAAAUAAAUCAUCACCUCCAUGUUAUGAUAGUGAGUACAGAUGAUACAAUUUUUUUCUGGCCAUGAAUUUAACUUGUCUAUGCCAUUUACAUAAAGGACACCCUUUUUACUCAUUUUCUCCUUUUAUUUUGUGGGUCAGGAACAUCUAUAGAAUAGCUCUGCAUGAUUGACACUGGUGUUUGUGAAAACCCUUGUUUCAGCUUCAUUUAGCCUCUGAAACCCUUUGUCUCGGCUGCUUUUAAGCCCAAAUGAAGUUAAGCAUGGCUUGUGGGUUUAACUUUUUACACAACUUUGUAAUGACCUGAAAGUUUUCUCUUCGUGGUAAAACGACACAUUUUUUGUGCUGAAACUGCUAGUGAACAAAGGCAGUACAUAGCAAAUGAAAUGUGAAAAAAAAAAGUCUCCACUGUCAGAUCAACAAUAAAGCACAGACUCUAUACUUUCUCUCUAGUUCCUCUUUAAUAUCAUUAGAUGAUUUUCAGAUUUAAAAAAAAAACCUCCUGUUUCUCCCUCUGGUGUAUUAGAAUAUCAUUAAUUCAGCCUCUGUCUGAAACGCUUUGUUUUAGCUGCUGUCUUUAUAAGGUCCCCCCUACACAAGCCUACUUUCCUCUGAUUGGACACCUCACUGGAGGCUGUGCAUGUCACUUCACACACUGCAGGCCUUUCCACUUUGCCAGAAGCACAUAAACCAAUAAGGAGAGUCUAAGAUUCUUGUGUUCAGUAAAUUUCAGUAAAUCUCACACAUAAACUACAGUCUCGCAUUUUUUAGCUUUUGUCCUAGAUUUGAGCUGUUUACAUCUACUUUCAAUGAUUAUGACAAAGAGUAAUAAGAUUAUAAAUAAGAGUUUACCUUGUGAUUUGAAACAUGGCAUACAUCUAGCAUGGAGACCAAUCUUUGUAACUUUGCAGUUUUUGUUUUAAAUGUGGAAAAGCAUGUCCCCCAACCCCAACCCUUGAAUCAACUGGAUCAAGUUCUUGGAUAGCAUGUAAAAGACACUUGACUUGAAGGAAGCAAUAUGACCCUCCUGCUCUCCUCCUUCCUCCUGCUCCUCUCCUUGCCCCCUCUUUCCUCCUUCCUCUUGCUCCUCUCCCUGCUCCCCUCUCUCCUCCUCCUGCUCCUCUCCCUGUUCUCCUCUUUCCUCCUCCUCUCUCCUCCUCCUGCUCCUCUCCCUGCUCUCCUCUCUCCUCCUCCUGCUCCACUCCCUGCUCUCCUCUCUUCUCCUUUUGCUCCUCUCCCUGCUCCCCUCUGUCCUUGUCCUGCUCCUCUUCCUGCUCUCCUUUUUCAAUCUCCUGCUCCUCUCCCUGCUCUCCUUUUCAAUCUCCUGCUCCUCUCCCUGCUCUCUUCUCUCCUCUCCCUUCUCUCCUCUCUCCAACCCCUGCUCCUCUCCCUGCUCUCCUCUCUUUCCUCCUCCUGCUCCUCUCCCUGCUCUCCUCUCUCCUCCUCCUUCUCCUCUCUCCUUGCUCUCCUCCUGCUCCAUCUCCUGCUCCUCUCCCUUUUCCCCUCUGUCUUUCUCCUGUUCCUCUCCCUGCUCUCCUCUCUUUUCUUUCCACCUCCAUCAGUCUUAAUGAGAACUGUGUUUCUCAUCAAUCUGAGCUACACCAUGAAAAAACAUAAUAUUGGUGUCCUGGCAUAUUCUUAAAGACCCCAUUAUGUAGUUGUGGGACCAUGGGCACUCCACAUAAACACACCAAGAAAAGCACAAAUAUACAUAUGCUAUGCAUAGCCUCCCCCUCCCCCCAGUCUGCCUCUGCGUUUAUCUCAGAAGGUUUAAGAUAGAAGAUUUGCUGAAUUACCAACAGCAGAUUAAUAAACCUGUGAUCUGUAGCCUAAUUGUAUUGACGGGCUAAAGAACAAUUAAACUGCCUCUUGCUUUAUUUAGUAAGUAACAGACCAAAACGAGAUGAUUCAGGUGAUGGAUCUUCCUGCUGUGGUGGUGCUUUGUUUUAGUAUCUGUUGCUGGUCCCUGUCUGCAGCAUUGCUCACGCUCUCUUUUCUGGUGUGAACAUUUGUGUCUCCACCACAGACUGCCAUGGUAUCAUAAUCAGGAAAAAUUAAAUAAGAGUCACAAUCAAAAUAAUCUGGUGGGCCUGGUGUUACUGCUGUUGGUUGAGCUCUGAGCCUGUUCCUGACCCCUUGACCAGCUGCUUCAAGAUUUAUUUUGAAAGAUUGAAAGACUUAAGUAACCUUUUCUGAAGUCUAGAAGUAGCGCUGAGCUGACCUUGGGCUUCUUUACUCAAAGAGACUUUAAAAUAGUCUAGGAUGUGAACAUUUUUCAAAACUGUCUCAGUGUGAAGAAGAAAACACCUACAAACGUGCCUGUAAGUUUCAUGAGAAUCAUACAGGGACCGAGGGGCUGACAGAUUAUGUUCAUCCAGUCGUUUCCUCCACGCAGACUGCUCCUCAUUCAUUUAUUACAGACAGAGUCUCUCACAGCAGAUUGAUUCCAGGAAACAAAAAUAUCGCUUUGACUCAGGAGAACAACAGACUGUGUUUCCACCUCUCUGGAUAGUUUUCAAUAUGACCUUGGUAAUAAUGUUCAGACUGCACAGACACUGGGGUCUGUUUGUUGUAUAUGUUACUGACUCAUGUAUUGUUGUGCAAAUAACUCCAUUGGAUGCAGAAGAAAUCAGUUUGUUCUACACACUUUGUCUUUGAUAUUACCGUGUGAGGAAAGGAUUGAACACCUCAGAAUGAAUCCUGAAAACUCUUCUUCAAGCGUUAACACUCCCACCUCCUAUAAGGACUAAAUAACUUAGACAAAGUUAGAUAACAAAAUUUAAAGAGUGACAUUCAGGAAAGAGGCUAUGAAGGACUGCUUUUGGAGCUUUUUCUAUUGUUGAAAAGGGCAGGCAAAGAGAGAGUGAGUGCCAAAAAAAUCAAGUCAUGUCUGGACCAGGAAUCAAUCUUACAACCUUGCAUGAGGCACCAGUGACAGAUUGACAGAGUCUCGACUAUCAAACCUGGAAAUCUCAUGAAGUCUUUUGCGGUCAAACAUGACUUUAGUGUUGCUAGCUUCCUGCUUCAUCCAUUGUCAUUUCUUUUUAAUUUCUCUUGCUGUUUGGUUGUGGUAUAAUUGACCAAGCAUGUUGUGUAAAUGCUGGUGUUGUAUUCAGGAAUCAACAAUUUCUCAUGACAAUGGACCGUUUUCAUUAUUAGCUGUCCUGGGGGGUCUGCCGUCUGGAAGGGGUUUCUCACAGGUUGGAACAUGUUUGAUUUUUAUGAUUUUACAUUGAGGAAGCAGUCUUAGAAUUAUUCAACCUCUUCAUGACAAACAUCUGUAGGACUUAAAAGAGCACCCUAUUGCCGUUAUGACCUGCUGCUUAUGUGAUGCACAGCCAGGCACCAGCUUCUUAAGAAUUUCAGCCCAUUCCUCAGGACAAAGGCCUCCAGCUCAGUAAUAUUCUUGGGUUUGCGUGCUGCAGCUGCCUUUGUCAAAUCCCAACCAAGAUUUUCAGUAGGGUUUAAGUCAGGUGGCGGUUAUGGCCCCUCUGGUAUCUUCCAGGACUUCUUUUGAAACCAAGCCUUGUUGGACUUUGAGGUAUGCUUUGGAUCACUCUCCUGUUAGAAGGUCCACUGACACCCAUGCUUCAGUUUCCUUACAGACAUUUUUACUACAUGACAUUUUCUCCCAGGAUUCCCUGAUACUUGCUUGAAGGCUGCAGGUUUCCAGUGCCAUGGAGAGCAAGCGGUCAUCGAGUGUUGUUGAUUCACUGCCAUGCUUCACUGGUGAUCUUUUCUCUGUGUGCUUUAUUCUUCCUCCUCCAGACAUAUCGCUCAUCCAUAGGCCCAGAAAGUUCCAGUUGUGUUUCAUCGCUCCACAGAACAGAAUCCCCAAACCUCUUCGGUUUAUUUCUAAAGUUUUGAGCAAAUUUGAGACUUAAAGAGCUUUUGGGUCAAUACUGGUGUAUGUCUUGAAGUUCAGGCAUGGAUCCCCUCAAACUUUAGUAUGCACCUUACUGUGGGAACUGAAACCUCAGUGCUUGCUACCACCAAGUUUUGCUGAAGGUCUGCUUUGCACUGCAGCACACCUCUGAGAUGCUAGAUGGCAGUGCAAUUUCUAGGCCAGUCAUAUCCCCAGUUUCUGGUCCUACUUCAUACUCUGCACAUGUCUGCACAGGAAACCAUGGCAACCAAAUCUUAGCAUGUUAUGUUGGAUUUGAAGCUGACAAAUGUUGAGCAGCUUUUAAAGUACUGUGAUUGUAAAGAUUCAGAGGCUAAAUAAGUGAAGGUGGAGGACCAAUGAAUGCUGCAACACUUAGAAUGUGUACCACCAAGACGACCAAUCCCAGGACCUCCAGUCUGUGCUGAUUUGUCUUGUCGCUGGGUUUUCAACAUGUUGUGCUGUACAGUUAUUUUUGUGAGCCAGGGCUGUCUUGCAAAAGACAAUUUUAAACCUCAGUGAGAUUUCCUGAUUCAGUGUAGGUUACAUCGGAAAAAAACUUUAGGAAGUGCUCUACGAACCAAGUACACCAACUUCAGUGUAGGUAAAGAGCAAUGCAGACCUUCAUUCAGCAUUUUGGUCUUUGUAGCAAAACAGUCUGGCUGCAGACCUCCACUGAGGGGACCAGAAGUUGUUUGAAGCCUUAAAAACAGAAGCAAAUAUACUGGGAGUAAGUUUCUUUUUAUACGCCCAAAGCUGAUUCAAAGCCUUUCAAAUGAAAAGCGAUUGCAGCGGGAAGUAUGUACUUUUUUGUCUCAUGUGAAUAUAUUUGAUUUCUUGGGGCUUUAUUUUACGUAUAUAAUGUUAGUAUGAUUAUUUUUGUAUUUAUGUGUUCAACAAAGACAAAUACAAAAUGGGAUGACGACUUCAAACAAACUGGAGCAUGUGAGAAACGUCACCUUGGGUCCUCUCAGUGGAAGUGGGUCCUCUCAGAUGAGGUCUGCAGCCAGUCUCCUUUUUAGAAAUUCAAGACUGAUCCUCUGUUUAACUCUGCAGCUUAAAAUCUCUGAAGGAUGAUAUUGUCUCAGUUCUGCUGCUUCAUUUGAUUUAUUUCAAUAAAACUCUUCAACACUAUCCACAAAAGAAAUGCGUAACUCUUCAAUCUCCAAAAGCUUAUUUCACCUCUCACCUUCUGACCAAUGACUGAACUGCUCAAGAGCUUCAAACGCAGCUGUGAUGCUCUGGAAAUGAGUGUCUAGUUUCUGUGGUUUAUUACAGUACAAAGCUCAACUAAAGGCAGGCACUUCUGAUAACUUUUAGAGUCCUUAUCGAUUGGGAUUAUUAUCAUUAUUUAGUCUUGUAUGUCCACCACCUGCUGCUCCUGCUUUCAUGUUGUUAUUGGUGAUAUUUCCCUGUUUUACUUUUUUGCACGCUUUAUGCUUUAAGUUGAGUAUGAUUUAAUGAUCUUCAGUUGCGUGACUAAUGCAUGUUGCAGCUUUGAUGAAAUGUCUCCUGACCCAUAAUGGAAAGUAAUAAAGAUAUGAAUAAAUCUGAAGGCUGGGGAAAAGCUGGGCUCACAUGGGUUUUCAACUGCACUUUGAGGCCCAAAAUAAUGACAGAAUAUCAGAAAAUGAGCUCUACAUGAAAGUAAACCUCAGGGGGGGAAGUUAAAGCAAAAGUGCAGAUGUGCAUGUUCUGCCAAGCUUAAUCUCUCAAAACUAAAAUGUUUUCUCCCUGCAACUUUUUUGCUAAAAUAUUUAUAACUUUCUCUCAAAUUUUGAUACUGUCCUUACAAAACUAUUUUUUUCUCGCAAAUGUUUUCCUUUUUUACUCUAAUUUAUAAUAUGAGGCUUUUUUUUAACUCCUUUGUUAAAAAUGUAUUCACAGUGCUCCUACAAGGACAGUAGGCUGUCGGUUGUCAUACAAAGAAAAGAACUAUAUCCAUUGUGCCGUGAUUCGGUUAUGAUAUGAAAGCAUUGAAUGUCAAGUGUUGAAGAAUUCUUAUGAACUAAAAUAACUCAGCAGUCUCUUCUGUUCACCUGCUUUUCUCAAUGUUUUCACCUGUUUGCAGCAUGUUUCUUCUCAAUAGUUUAUCACAUGCUAUUCUGACGGUUCUGAUGACUUUGUCAAAAUGAUGAAAAAGCGUGGUCAGUGAAGCUUAACACUUGCUCAAUGAGAGAACAUUAAGUGACACUUUAAGAAAGGCGUGGACUUGACAUUAACAUCGGCCAGCCUGCCAGAUGCCAGUGGAUUUUAGUGAUGAAGCACUCCCACUCGCCACUAUGGCAGGCUGGGUAAUUUUUAGUACUCUAUGGUGAACCUUUUAACAUAUAAACUGUAUUGUCGUUAGAUCCUGCCAGGACAGCAGCAGUCAUUCUCUGCCAAGUAAACAGUUUGAACAUCAUGAUCUGGGCACUCUUAAAUUUGUUAACUGAUAAACUUGAUUGAAAGAUUCUUCCACAGUAUAAGAUUGAAAGUCUCUCAUUUUCCUCACUUUGGGAUUUAAUAAUUCAUGCAUAAGCAUGUCAGCAGUAACUCUCCUAACUUUUCUAAACGUACACACACUGUCCCACUGUGUGACUAAUACUCUAGAAACAUCCUGAAUAUCAACCUCUGUCAGAUGAACCCUGCUGAGUUCUCCUGUGAAUAUUUCUUUAUUACGCUGUCUCUGAUCUGCUGACUACACAAUCUGCUGCCCUGCUCAGUAAACACUGGCAACACUUUUAUCAACAAGUGCGAGGGAUUAUUUUCAAAGAUUAUUUUAUUGUACAGUUCUCUAAAGCUGUGUGGCUAAUCCCGGCACUUGAAAAAGCCUUCCCUUUGAAAGACACACAACACGCCAACCACCACACAUUGUCCUGCUGCUCACGCUCAUUUUCUCUGAAUUCAUUAUCUUUCUCAUUAUGGCCUAUUCUCAGGUUUUCAGUGUAAAUUUCAUUGUUAAACUGAGCGCUGCUUUCCACUGACAUCCUCAGCUAAUGCCCUGCCAGGGGAUUAAGCCUCCCACGCACACACACAGGCAUCGAUAUUCCUGGGAGGGAAAGUAGAGCAAACAAAUGGGGUUGUAAUGGUUCCAGAUUCUUAUUCACAGCCUCUAAUGAGAUAACCCAAUCCAAAGUUAAAGAAACAGAAAGUUUUCUAUUAAAAAAACAAAAAAAAAACUGGCUCUUCUAACUUUUAAUAUGAAUCCUUUAAUUAUGCAACAACUGCAGAAGAGAUGUAAAUAUUAAUACAGCUGUCUUUCUAGGAAGCAGAAGGUUGUGUUUAGAGAGAUCCGGACUUUGUGGUGAAUGGUAUCAGCUCAUUAGCCGGUCCAGUGAAGCCGAGCCCUGUAGAAAUGGAGAGAGUUUAGCCCAAGGCGACCUCCCCGGCCUCACGCUGCAGGUCAGCCUAAUGAAAAAUGUUGAACUCAGAUGGACUUACAGAAAAAGUUCAACCCCUGAAUAGGCUGAGCCCCAGUAUUCGGGCUCCCAUCCGUGUCUUUGGGGAUAGAUCCUCCUCUCUCUUCUUUCUUUCACCACUAUGAGCAUCGGACUGACCUGAAGAGGUCCAUGACGUCAACAAGCCGCCAUUUCUGCAGUGUGGCGGCUCCCUAGAAUAAAUCUGCAUGUUUAAAUGCAAGUUGUUCUCAUAAGUGAUUGAUUUCUUUUACUUUAACCUUCCUACUCUAAGUAACUUUAAUCAAAAGAAAGGUAGUACAUGAACUCCAUUUGAACAGCACUAUGUUUAACUUAAAUGAAUACUAGCAGAAACUUGUUCACUGAAGUAAAGCAUCAUGUAGACAGUGCUGCUGCAGCAAACUGACUUUUUUUAGGCUUCAUCUAAAAUGAAACUAUGAGGAUUUUCCAUUCAGUACAAACUCUUUUAAAACUUUCAGUCUCUUUGGAAAAUGCUGCUAAAUUCUGCACAAUGUACCUUUAAAUUCCUCAGAAAUGGAGAAAUAUCUGGAUGGUUUAAUUGUAUGUAAUGAUCUUCAUCUCAUAAGGUCAGUGUGUCUUAUAACGUGAGGUUUGCUAAAGAAGGCGGACCUCACUGGGGGAGCUGUUCUGAGGUUUAACAAAAUCCAGCACAUACUACAGCUGGCUUUUUAAUGACAAAGGAGUUGGGAGGUGAUUUUCUGCUUCUUGCAGCGGGGGGGCAGGUCAAAUAUGGACCCCUGCCAUUAGCACUUGUCCUUAGACGGGGCUUACAGUGUUCUGGCUUUCUUUCAGUGCUUUCACCUCUGAAAUCAUGUGUUUGACAAUGGCUGUCUCCCAGAAAGCAGAACCAUUGUCUUUCUUUCUUUUUUUAAAUUUUUUUACCUGAAGCACGAUCAGUCAUUUUUUUCAACAUUUUAUUUUCCUUUAAAACACAAGUAUAAAUGACAUGGGGGUUUUACUUGUUGGAAUAUCAACCUCAAAAUCUCAGUCUGUGAAACAAAGAGCGUCUGUAACUCCAACCAUUUCUCUCCUCUUUUUCCUGUCUGUGUCCAGGCCGAGUCUCCUUCUUCACCUCUGGUUCUGAAAACCUCCACCGUGUGGAAAAGGUGACAUGGGGCACACGCUAUGCAAUCACUGUGUCCUUCACCUGCGACCCGGCACACGCCAUCUCUGACCCGUCUCUGCCCUGAGGCACUCACAAGUGAUGAGGACGCUCUUGGCUUCAAAUGGAUCCUGCAGAGGGGAGGAGAGGAGGAGAGGAUUUACUUGUACAGUGGUUUCCUGCAGCUGCUGGGUCAAUGUCUGUAAUUGUCUUUUAUCUGUAGACUGUCUCCUACUCUCUGUGCAUGCUGUGAAAAAAUCAUUUUCUUCCCCUUUGUUGCAGACUAUUGUUUUUUUGUUUUUGUUUUUUAUCAAUUUUUUUACAGCAGCACUUUUCUCCUUGCAUGACUGACACCGAAAGGCUUGUUGGCUUUUCCCACACAUUUCCAACGUUUGUUUUUCUUUAACUUUGAGCUGGAGCAGAAAUGGACUCAAAGCGAACUUGGUAUCAGAGACUCUUCAAAAGUGGGAUUGUUUGCUCACUGUGUGUUUCUAAGUGAGAGGAGCUGCCAUUUUCUUCAGAAGAGAUUCAGAUCUGGUCGAUCACCUGUCAUCACACAUUCCUGUUCAGGUGUGCGUUUAGCCAUGAUCCCGAGGUGUUGACUUCUAAGAAGAACUCACUCUGUCCAGUGAGGAAUCCUCUUUCUAACCAGUAACCUUUUACUAUACAGGGUUUUAAAUAAAAACUGAUAAACAUGAUCUUGUCUCUUUUCUUUGUUUCUAGCACAAAAGUAUCUAUGUGUGCUUUGAGAAAGUACUAGAAACUUUUAGGUUCUUAAUUGUUUCUGUGGCCCUUUUAUUCCAUUUCCACUGGGGCCUGAAAUUCUGGAAAGAUCAUGCAGGUCACACCAAUGAUGUUCAGGGCUUCCACUUGCCGGCCCCUCUCUCUCAGCUUAGCUGCUGUCUGUGUGUAUGAUACAAACAAGAUUGUUUCCUUAGACGUACAACCCCUGAAAUUGCCAUAGCCAUAGCGCUAAGGCUCUUGCCUAAGGACCUACACUGGUAGAUGUUUUUCACUCUUUACAGAUGUGUGUGAUGCAGGAAUUUAACCACAACCCCCAGUUAGGAACGGGAUACUCUACCCGCUGAGCUAUCCAGCUACUUACAGCCGAGAUUCUGUGGGACUUCCAGAUACAGGCUGACAUGGUAAUGGCCAACCAACUGGACAUUGUAAUUGUAGACAAACAGCAGAGAGCCAUUGUGGUAGAUGUCGCCAUCCCAAGUGAUACCAACAUCAGAGGGAAGAAACACUAGAAACUAGAGAACUACCAAGGGUUCAAAGAGGUUUCUAACUGAGGUAAAAAUAACCAGAAUACUCUGGCAAUUGUAUUCUCCUGUCUGAUUAAAUUAACCGAUAUCAGUCCUGACUUAACAUGUAUUAAUUACUGCCACAGUCUUAUCUGCAUGUCUUCAAGCAGCCAGAAAAUUGAUGAAUUUUUUUCAUAGGCACUUACUGUUCAAAAAGUCAUGAGGCAUGUCUUUCUUAUUUUCUGCACAGCUGCUCCGAGCAAACCACACUCAGCUCUGCUUUGUGCUUUCAGGACUCUAAGCCUUGAAUCCAUUAUUCAGAGUAUGUUUUUUUUCCCCUAAAAACCUUUAAAUGUUUAAAUGAUGGUUCAUCAAUAGGGGGCAGAGAGGUCCAGCGGUCCAUCUCAAUGCAACAGCUGGUAGGAAGAGGAGGAAAGUUUGAAGAACCCUGGCAGACCGAUCUCAUCCUCUGUUCUGUCAGUUGGAGCUUCUGAAGUCUAGGAGGCAUUACAGAGCUCCUCUGGCCAAAGGUCCUUUUAAAAAGUCAUUUCUACCAAAUGCCAUUGCCAUCUUGAAUUCAAUUAAGUGGCCAAUCCACCCAUAUGGCCUGAACUGCUCUACCUUUAUGUUUUACUUGUCUCACUGGAUCCUAUUUUACCUCUACUUUUACGUCUCACCUCUGUUUUUAUUGUGUUUAUUAUUUGUCUUUAUGUAUGACAAUAUUUGUAUUGUAGUGCUGUCUGUCUCCUGUGCUGGUCAGCCAAAGACAAUUUUCCACCUCGAGGAACAAUAAAGGAUUAUUUUAGUCUA
Molecule: messenger RNA, 37554 nt
Organism: Xyrichtys novacula (pearly razorfish)
Lineage: Eukaryota; Metazoa; Chordata; Actinopteri; Labriformes; Labridae
Source: the annotation of a GenBank genome assembly